Bactrocera tryoni is the source of this 393-nucleotide messenger RNA. RefSeq names its product 28S ribosomal protein S9, mitochondrial-like. NCBI's taxonomy places the organism in Eukaryota, Metazoa, Arthropoda, Insecta, Diptera, Tephritidae. Gene Ontology annotation, cellular component: ribosome; mitochondrial small ribosomal subunit. Gene Ontology annotation, biological process: translation. Gene Ontology annotation, molecular function: structural constituent of ribosome; RNA binding. The transcript is spliced from 4 exons. The record is from RefSeq and is a predicted model, not a curated record. Bases 1 to 393 code for a protein of 130 amino acids.
AUGCUUUUCGACUACCAGGAUAUCAUAAAACGUGAUAUUACUGGUGAUGAGUUUCAAAUCUAUGCUUACGAGCCAGAAACAAACGUUGAAUCGGCCAAAUAUCGUGACAAAGUCGUUAAAGACAGUGACAUCAACAUAGUUCUUUUCCCGCUUAUAUUUGCCGAGAUGCUUGGAAAAGUUGAUAUCGAGGCCAACGUAGAAGGCGGUGGGCCCUCUGGUCAGGCGGGUGCCAUUCGUUGGGGCAUAGCAAUGAGUUUGCGCAGCUUCGUGGAUCAAGAAAUGGUGGAGUCGAUGCGGUUAGCUGGUCUCUUGCAGCGUGACUAUCGCCGUCGUGAACGUAAGAAGUAUGGACAGGAAGGUGCGCGUCGCAAGUACACAUGGAAGAAGCGUUAA